Molecule: messenger RNA, 1509 nt
Organism: Caenorhabditis auriculariae
Lineage: Eukaryota; Metazoa; Nematoda; Chromadorea; Rhabditida; Rhabditidae
Source: the annotation of a GenBank genome assembly
AUGUUUGCGUUCUCAAGCAUCGAGAACCAGUUUUGGGUACCUCAAAACGAAAAAGAACUGACCUUCUGUCUGCGAGGCGGAUAUCAGGAGCAGAUAGAUGAGCCGAAAGGAGAAACGCGUUGGGUCAGUAUUUCGAAUUCUGGCCGAAAAUACAAAAAGGAGCUGAGAGUAGAGGUUUCAGCUGGUCGGAGGCCUCCUUUUCCUGGUCAAUCUGAUCGCUCUUUCUCUCAACUGGACCCUUUGGCGAGUGCAGCACUUCCAUCACACUUGUCUCCAUCUCCACUUUUAUCGCAACAUUGUCAGCUUGUUCUGGGCCUCCAAAGUCAGAGUGAAAACUGGAAGAAUCGAACAAAUUUUGGUUUGAAGGGACAUUGCGCGGUCUGCUUCAGCGUUUACUUCCCAAUAACUAUCUUCGGGUGCAAGUACUCCGAUUGGACAAAUCGAUUGCUCGGUCAUUAAAGCUGUAUUAAAGUGUGGACUAAACAUUUUUCAGCGUCGCCCAUAACCUUUUUCAAUUUGGUGAUACUUUUCGUGAUGGCCUACAUUGCGGUCGACCGAUUCUUCAUGUUCGUUCUGAACGAUGUAAGUGCCUGGAGAGCUCUGCAGCUUCAGAAGGUCUCUAGCCUCUCAUCUGCUUUUUAGAAGUACGACAAGCUGUGCGGGAACUGGCACUACGUGUGGCUGGCUGUGCCUUGGUUCACAGCAGCCGCCUUCUUCGUUUCGAUGCUCAUCUACGGCUGCUACGCUCGCGUCAACCCUUACACGCUGCGGUUCUCCUACGAGUGCAGGUAAUUUCGAAACGUUUUGUUGCGAUAUUGCGAAACUGCAGCAACUGCGAGUUGCACUACAAACUGCUCACCCUGCUGGACUUUGCCGUUCCCGCCUGUAUCACGGUUCUCUACCUCCUCGUCUACUGUGCUGUCUUCUACAAACUAAUCGAGCAGCGACGAAUGCAUAUUUGUAAAUCAAUUUCGAGAAUUUAGAAAACCGAUGAUUUCAGCAAUGGACCACAACGACCCAUCAAAAAACUCGACGUGGAAACAGAUCAAACUGGUCUGUUCCAGAUAGAAAGAAAUCUGAAAGUUGUUUCUUGUAGACUAUGCAGUUUUCGAUUAUCCUGUUGUUCCAGUGGAUGGCUUCCGGUGUCAACUUCAUCCUUCCUUAUUACUUUGGUCGUUUGGAAUGGUAAUCGUUUUGGUUUAACGAAAACAAUAAAAAGCUGCAGGGUGAGCUUGUUGAUGACGGCCGGCUCGAUCGCCAACACGAUGACCAACCCGUUGGUGAUGCUCGCCUUCCACAAGGCUACUCAGGUCAACUUCAUGCGACUGGCUCGCCAGGUGAGCCACAACUUUUUUCUUUUUCCAGUGAACUUCUUUUCAGGGGUUUAUAUUCCCGUACAGUGAAGAGAAAGAGAAAGAGCGGACCUUGAGCAAAGCUGCGAACGUGAGCACGGUGAUGUUCACCCAGACUGUAUCCGUCUCAGCGACUAAAAGCCUCACUCCCACCUGA